GAUGAGGGAAAUUUAAUGAAUUUACUUUUGUUAUUCAUCAAAUAAAACAUAAGCAAAAUGGCGAACGAUCUGGAUGUUAAGUCUAUUAUGUCGAUAUCCUCGAAGUCGGAAAAUAGUACAGCGCCACAGACCCGGACUCGGUGGAAGAACGCACCCCUGCACGAACGUUGUAGUAUGGCUGAUAUGGUGAAGCUGAAAGAAGCCUUCGCGGAAGCCUACAGGAACAAACUACUGCCAUCACAAUUCAGGAAUCUACUUCGAACAGAACUGAAUGUCGAAUACGAUGACGAAGAGUUUAACAUACUCUUCAUGAAAAUAAAUACAGCUCGUAACGGCGAAAUAGACUGGGAGGAGCUGGUGUCUCAUCUGCUCCUCGGCUACUUCCUGAAUGAUCCCGAAAAUGAGCGAGCCUCCCUGCAGCUUCCCAUCAUGGGGCUACCGACCAUCAUGCGGUCGCAGCAUCGUCAUCCCAUCUCCAGGAUACUUUUCUGUCCUGAUGUGGCAAAGGAUCGCAGUGCGGACGGCUUGUCUGGCGCGUACAUCACCGCCAGUCGCGACGGCAUGAUCAACUGGUGGUCCCUCGACAUGACGUUGCUGCGAACCGCAUACUCUUCCAGCCCACACCUGAAGGUUCGCACCACCUGGGUACUGGACAUGACGUGCAUGCCGGACGUUAACAUCAUAGUAACAAGUUCCACCGAGCGCGAACUUCGCUUCUACGAUUGCACCGCCAAGACCUUCACGCUCAAGAUAGUUAUUACCAGUUGGGAGUACAUGAUAUGCACCAUGCACUACCAUUUCCAUCAAGACAUCAACGAGAACAGCAUCCUGAUCUGCGGCGACGUCGGCGGGAGCGUGCGGGUGCUAUCGUUUUCGCCGAUCAAGCGAGGACCGUUCCGUAACCAACCGGGGAAGUCGCUCAUACAACUCAGACAUGUUGAUCUACAGAAAAGACCCCGCCUGCUGCCGGAGCUGCGCCUGGUAGAGCUGAGGCGCGUGCACUCGGAGUGGGUGCGGCAGGUGUCUUUCUACUCGUCGCUGCACUGCAUCGUGUCGUGUGCCACGUGCCCAGACUCGCUGCUGAUGUGCGACCUGGCCGGCUCCAAGACGCACAACAUGUUCCACCUGGAUAAGGGGGUGCAGUGCUUCGCGUUUGACGAAGAAGCCCACGUCCUGGCGACGGGUGGGCCAGAUUGCGUGGUGCGAGUGUGGAACCCCUUCGUGCCCACGAAGGCCAGUGUGACAUUCCACGGGCACCAUGCCGGCAUCGUGGCGCUGGUGCUGCAGAACAGGGGAAGUUUGGUCUACUCGCUGUCCAGGGACCGGGUCAUCAAGGUGUGGGACGUGCAUGGGCAAGUGUGCAUGCAGUCGUACAUCGACAUCCCGGCGCAAGUGGGCGAGCGGACGCCGAUCUCGGCCGUUUACAACCCGUUCACCCGCGAGCUACUCCUGGCUGCCAUGAAGAUAGCUAUCCUCGUGCUGGAUGAGCAGAUCAACCCGCACCACACGGACGGCGUCACCCACUCCCGCGCCGUCGCCAAGAUCCUCUACAACCCGCUCUUCAAAGUCAUCAUCACGUGUGGCAUGGACAGUAUCAUCAUUAAUUGGGAUCCAGUUACUGGUAAACGCAACGUGUUGACUCGGGACGCGCACACCCGGCUGCUGCACGGGGAGCUAAUUCCUGUGGAGAUCACGGCGGCCUGCUUCGACCCCGGCUACCAGCUUCUCGUCACUGGCGCCAGGAACGGCACGCUCAAGGUGUGGAACUUCAAUACGGGAGUGUGUUUGAAGGAAAUGGAGAUUGAGCACAUGUGUGAAGUUACCAACUGUUUCUGGAUUGAGGGACGGAUAAUGGCGGUGGGCUGGAACCGGCACGUGACGGAGUUUGAGGAAGGCGGCACAGGGCGCACGGGCAAGGCCUGGGAAACGCGGCACUCGGAUGACGUGCUGGCUGCCGCCGCUCGCCAGCCACUCACACUGGCCACCUCCUCCUACAGCUCCGAGCUCAUCCUGUGGAAGCUGGAGACCGGCCAGCCCUACAGACGUUUCUCGUGCACGGAGCCCAUGUUGAGAAUCAAGAUGGUGUACAACAAGCGCUCGACGUCACCGCAGCCCGGGCCCGCCCAGGGCUCGCAGCGCACCUCGUCCAUGAUCCGGCGACCCAGCAGUAUCGGCGGCGGACGCGAGUCUGUCAUAGACGCCGCGUCCGCCGUCCAGAAGGCGCGCGCACGGCGCGUCUCCGCGGUGACGCUUCCCUCGCGGCUGCAGAACAUGAGGCAGCUGGCUGUGCACGCCAUGAUCUUCCUCACCACACGGCCCAUCCACAUGCGCGUGGCGUCCCUGAUACUGUCCCUGGAGAAUGGCCAGGUGCAGUGCUGGUCAGACCACCCGGCUGGUGGACUGCAAGGAGCCUUCCAGGGUAUCCACACCGCGGGUGACUACGUGGCUGCGUUUGCAACCGAUGUUGAUAACAACUACCUCUUCACGGGCACUACAGUUGGCUACGUCAAAGUGUGGCUCAUGACUAACUACCUUACCGUAGAUAAAGUUCACAUCAGCAUGCCGAAACUGCGAGUGACGUUCCCGUUUCUGUGGCGGGACCGGAUUGAGGGUCGCGCCAAGCGCAGCGUGAGGGACCAGCCACUGCCACUGCUGCUCAAUAGCUACCGGGCGCACCUUCGCUGCAUCACCUCCCUGGCCUACGUGGACCACCUGCAGCUGCUGUUCACAGGCUCGUCGGACUACAGCGUGCGAGGGUGGCGGCUCUCCGGGGAGUACGUGGGCACUCUGGGCAGCUUCGUGCCGUGGGACAUUGAUACACCCACGCGCUUCCCUCCCGACGUGCAGAAGGUCGCUAGUUUUACAACCUUCAAGGUGUGGCGCGGCGGCGAGGUGUCCCGCUACGUACCGGGCCAGGUGGCCGUGGACGCGCUGCGUGACAUCACCGAGCACGAGCUCCAGACGCGCACGUUCGGCGAGCCGCCCGCCGAGCCGAUGCUCGGCCACUACUUCAAGCUGCCGCCCCGCCCCGAUCGCCAGGAUCCCAUCGUGCUCGACGACUCACUUCCCACGAUCCCGCUGUACAGUCACCUGCGCAUGGCGUCCACGCAGCCCGUGCGGCGUCCGCCCACUCCCGACCUGGUGCGAGCCACGCGGCUCCGGAGAGACAACACGCGCCGGCCGCGCUUCGACACGCACCCUGGAGAGCCUGACUCACACGCUUAGCUGGACAUAUAUAGAACGUACUUAAGAGUUCUCCACCAAAGUAGAGAGGAGAGGAGACGUGUUUUAAUAAACAAUCAGAUACACAAAUAAAACGUUUCUGUGUAAACAAAUUUUGUGUAUUAAUCCUAAAAGUGAAGGUUAUCACUUUAAACAUAACAUAUUGUUUAAAUUUACAAGAGCAACAUCUCAAGUCAAAAGCCCUAUUGCCCGCGUGUCGCACACCCGAAAGCGUCAUUUAUUCGAUUGACUGAUCUUGAAUGCAAAAGGCGUUCCUUACGUAUUUUUAACUGACUUUAGUAGUUUAGCGACGUAUUUUAACUCAAAAUAAGGAGGACGUUUUCUUUAUGUAGAUAACAGUUGACGGUAUUCGAGCUCUCACAGCUCACAUCUCCGCCACGCACAGCUUACGUCUCCUCUCCGCUUUGGUGGAAACCGGGACUUAUCCUUUACAAGUGGGCAAAUGAGACUUACAACUUAUGUCUCAAGGUGACGAGCGCAAUUGUAGUGCCGUUUAGGGUUCGUUUUGGGUUUUUCAAGAAUCCUGAGCGGCACUGUACUGAUUGCAGUACAGUGCCGCUCAGGAUUUCCAUUGGGGCAGGGCGCAUCAAUAACCAUUAGCUGAACGCCCUGCUCAUCUGUCCCUUAUUAUAAUAAAAAUACUUUACAUACGUAAAACUUAGCUGAAUUUGAUAAACCGCGAACUUAACUUUUGUAUUGGGCUGUCUUAGUCUGAGCAAAAUCUGAGUAUUCUUUAUAUCUCAGCCUUAGUAGCGACACUCGGCCGACGCAUUAGGUUUUUGCAUGGUCGGAUGAUCUUAUGUUUUGAAAGUAGAAUUUUAAUGUUUUAUAGAUAUAAUAAUUAUUUAGUUAUCAUUGUUAGAUAUAACAUAAUAUAAUACUCGGUAUCUUUACAUACAAAUAAAGGGUGUUUUUAUAAAACGUAAA
Leptidea sinapis is the source of this 4170-nucleotide messenger RNA. Its product is annotated as WD repeat-containing protein on Y chromosome-like. The record is from RefSeq and is a predicted model, not a curated record. The coding region runs from base 58 to 3225 and encodes 1055 amino acids. NCBI's taxonomy places the organism in Eukaryota, Metazoa, Arthropoda, Insecta, Lepidoptera, Pieridae. Gene Ontology annotation, molecular function: protein binding; calcium ion binding. The transcript is spliced from 18 exons.